Anoplopoma fimbria (sablefish) is the source of this 1044-nucleotide messenger RNA. RefSeq names its product GTPase IMAP family member 9-like. The record is from RefSeq and is a predicted model, not a curated record. Gene Ontology annotation, molecular function: GTP binding. NCBI's taxonomy places the organism in Eukaryota, Metazoa, Chordata, Actinopteri, Perciformes, Anoplopomatidae. The transcript has 2 exons. Bases 1 to 1044 code for a protein of 347 amino acids.
AUGGCCCUCAGUGCUGAGAGUCAAAGGCAGACCGAAGACAGGAGCAGACAGACUGCAUGGAACCAGAACUCGGAUGUUAAUCCACAUGAAGAAAUCCGAAUAGUGAUGAUUGGAAAGACAGGAAAUGGGAAGAGUGCCUCGGGAAAUACCAUCUUAAAUCGAAAGGCUUUUACGUCGGUCCUCUCUCCACGCUCUGUGACGUCCGAGUGUGAAAAGGCCAAAGGAAUGGCGGAUGGACGCAGGGUCGCAGUCAUCGACACUCCAGGAAUCUACGACACAAAGUACAAAGAAGUGGAGGUGGUCAGAAAGCUGAAAGAAUGCAUCUCUUUCUCUGCUCCCGGUCCCCAUGUGUUCCUGAUUGUGAUCAAGUUGGCCAGAUUCACAUUAGAAGAACAGAAUACGGUUGAACUCCUGCAGCAGGUCUUCGGUGAUAAAGUUGCAGAAUACUCCUUGGUUCUCUUCACUCACGGUGACAAGCUGGGAAGCAAGAGAAUUGAAGAUUUUUUCAGGAAAAGUCAACCGCUUAGCAAUUUAAUUACAAAAUGUAACUUCAGGUAUCAUGUCUUCAACAACACAGUUCCCGAUAGCGGACAGGUGCCUCAGCUGCUUGCAAAGAUAGUAACUAUGGUCUGCGAUAACGGAGGAACAUUUUACACGAAUGAAAUGUUCCAGGAGGCUGAGCGAGCAAUCCAUGAACAAGAAGAGAAGCUCAUGAAGGCUAGUGCCCUGCGAAAACAAAGGGAAGAAGAAGAACUGAGGGCAGUAUUUGAAGGAGACCAGCUGGAAGAGGAGAUAAAGGCUCUACAUGAAUUGUAUAAAACCAAAUCAAGGGAAAAAGCAGAGAAGAAAAACAACUUCAUUGAAACUGGUCUGAUUGUAACAACAGCUGAAGUGGGUGUUGCAAUCGGCAUUGCUGCAGCAAGUGUCGGUGGUCCACUUUGCAUAGUCGUCGGAGCAGUGGUGGGUGGAAUUGUCGGGGCUGUUGUUGGAGUCUUGGCACCAGCAGCGGCGAAAUCUCUGAAAAAGAAGUGCACCGUACAAUAA